AUGGAUCUACAUUCGAAAUGGCUAUCUUAUCGUUCACAUCUCAACAAACUGAAUGAGAUUGAAUUCCCUCGACAUGUUCAAUGCAGCGAUUCUACUUCGAUAGAACUACACGGUUUCUGUGACGCCUCAGAAGCUGCAUAUGGGGCAUGUGUAUUCAUUCGUUCUAUUGAUGCUUUCGGCAAUUAUACUUGCAACAUUCUUUGUGCAAAAACGAGAGUUGCACCUUUGAAACAAACCACAAUACCCAAACUGGAACUUUGUGGGGCCACACUGUUGGCUGAUCUCAUGAACAAGGUGAAGGACUCAAUCAAAAUAUCAUUCAAUAGAACAUACUAUUGGAGCGACUCCACAAUCGUAUUAGCUUGGAUAAGGUCUUCUCCGAGUUUAUUGAAAACCUUUGUUGCCAACAGAGUAGCUCAAAUUCAGAAUUUAACCGAUCCCGAUUGUUGGAAUUACAUAAACACCGCAGAAAAUCCCGCAGACUUACUGUCACGAGGAGUAACCCCUACAAAACUCAUUAAUAACAGUCUUUGGUUCCAUGGUCCCAAGUGGCUUGUCCACUCGGACAGCGAUUGGCCAAUGAAUAAACUUUCAAUCCCUACACCAAAUGAUCUUCCCGAAAUGAAACAUAUCAAAACUUUUCUCAGUAUCGAUCACAACUUCCUGGAAAAUAUCGGCAGAUUUUCAUCCUUCUUGAAAUUACAAAGGACAUUCGCCUGGAUAGUCCGUUUUAAAAAUAACCUCAAGACUGAACCCAAUUCCAGAAAACUUGGUGUUUUAACGCCUUCAGAACUCCAAGAAUCCUCGAAUCUAUUGAUACGCAUUGUCCAAAGGCACGCUUUCCCUCAAGAUCAUAAUGCUCUUUCCAAGGGACACGACGUCAAUUACAAAGGUAAUCUCGCAGGUCUGAACCCAUUCUUGGACAGUGAGCAAAUCAUCAGAGUUGGUGGUAGAAUACAAAAUUCGAACUUCCACUUCCACAAAAAACACCCAGCCGUGCUACCAGCCAACAAUCAUUUCACGACUCUUUUAGCUCGACAUGAACAUAUUCGCCUAUUGCAUGCCGGUCCACAGCUAUUAUUAGCAUCUUUGAGAGAAAGAUACUGGCCAAUCUCUGGUCGAAAUCUCGUAAGGAAGGUCGUACACGAAUGUACACGAUGUUUUCGCUUCCAAGCAAAAUCCGAAAAAUAUCUUAUGGGCAAUCUUCCCAAAGAACGAGUUUCGCCAUCGCGUCCAUUCUCGACAUCUGGUAUUGACUAUGCAGGUCCAUUUUCAAUCAGAGACAGAAAAACAAAAAAUUAUAAAACUACGAAGGCUUAUAUAGCUCUUUUUGUAUGUCUCAGUGUUAAGGCAAUUCAUCUAGAGGUUGUGAGUGACCUAACCACCGAAUGUUUUUUAGCUGCUUUGAGGAGAUUUUUUGCGAGACGUGGAAAAUCGGCUAUCUUAUUUUCGGAUAAUGGCACUACCUUUGUAGGUGCGAAUAAUGAAAUAAAAAACUUCUUCAAACAUAAUAGUGAAAUCAUUGCAAACAAUUUAACCUCUGAUGGAAUCUGCUGGAACUUCAUUCCGGCAAAGGCACCCCACUUUGGUGGUAUAUGGGAGGCUGGUGUGAAAUCAGUGAAGCAUCAUCUAUACAGGGUGAUGGGAGAUUCAAAAUUAACCUACGAAGAAUUUUCUACGGUAUUAUGCCAAAUAGAAUCUUGCUUGAAUUCCCGCCCGCUUUAUCCUCUUUCUAAUGACCCAAAUGAUACAUUACCUCUCACUCCUGCGCAUUUCUUAAUUGGUGGAUCUUUAAACACCAUACCUGACCACAAUCUGCUAGAUAUGAAAAUGAAUCGUCUCUCACGAUUCCAAAGAUGCCAGCAAAUUCUGCAACAAUUCUGGACCAAAUGGAAAAGCGAAUACAUAUCCAGCUUGCAACAGCGUACGAAAUGGAAAGAGCGCUGCAAUGAUUUGCUGAAGAUUGGUGUUCUCGUACUGUGCAAGGAAGAUGGGCUUCCUCCUCUAAAAUGGAGAAUUGGGAGAGUCAUCGAGAUCCAUCCGGGAAAAGACAACAUCGUCCGAGCCGUCACCAUCAAAACCGCCACUGGUGUCUUCAAACGACCAGCGGUGAAACUGUGUGUCCUACCAAAUCAAGAAUAG
Molecule: messenger RNA, 2142 nt
Organism: Coccinella septempunctata (seven-spotted ladybird)
Lineage: Eukaryota; Metazoa; Arthropoda; Insecta; Coleoptera; Coccinellidae
Exons: 1
Coding region: 1-2142 (713 amino acids)
Biological process (GO): DNA integration
Molecular function (GO): nucleic acid binding
Source: RefSeq, a predicted model, not a curated record